AUGCAAAUCAUCUGGGAGAGCCCCUCGACGCUGGGGUACGUACCUAAGGAUCGGGAGAAUGCAUGGGUGGUGCUAUGGGAGGGGGGGGGGGGGGGCGCCAUGGAACCGAAGCGAGUACCUUUAAUAGAUGAUACCCCAACUCAACCGCCUUCUGCCAAAUUCUGCAGCACGCACAUCAAUGGCCAUGGCACACCACUCGAUAAAGCCUACUACUCAUCCCCGGAGGACGGUAUGAAUGGCUCGGUCCCUAGCCUUGCUCAUGGUGGUGCUUCCAUUGCCGUGUCGAGCAUCAAGACUCUUGAUGCCGAAGAUGGCAACAUUGACAAAGCUAGUGGUAAAGCGAAGAAGGGGACUUCCGACGACAGAUGCCCUCUUCUUGGGCUCUUCGGGUCUGUGGACGACAAAGAGCUUUUCCGCCAUGACAGUAGCUUGAAACUGGAUGAUGAUGGAGACCAAGGCGAGGGUGCCUCUGGGGAUAUCAAGCCCAAUGACACCACUACAACCACCCAGACUUUCAAGCUCCUUCACAAAUCGUGUGCCACUCAGGCAAGCGCAUGUGCUCAAGUGCGCAUUGGCUUCGGGGGCCAAAUAUCUCGCUGGCGCAGAGGCUCUGAGCUCAGCUACGUCAUCUGCGACGAGAGCUUCCCGACAGAGGACUCGGCGAUACUAGUAAAAGCUGCGAUGAGAACAGCCACUUCUAUGUGGAAAGAUAUUGGUGCACGGUUUAGACAAGUUGAGCGCCAUGAUAAAGCCACAUUCGCCGUCGUCUACGAAGACCUAAGCGAAGGUGUCUAUGCUGUCUCUUUCUUCCCACGGGCUUCAGGAGGCAAGUUGGUCUUAUUCGCGCCAGGCCUGACCAACACUGAUUAUCUAGCCAAUAUAUUGGCCCAUGAAGUUGGCCAUAUUUUGGGCCUCAGGCAUGAGUUUGCCCACGAAAGAGAACCUGGGCCUUCUAUUCUUAUCGGAUGCGAGAACGCCAACUCCGUGAUGAACUACUUUGAUCAGUUGAGCGAAUAUCGAGUUACCCAACAAGAUCUCCAAGAGCUGGAGCGAUUUUAUGCAUAUGAUGAAGGAGAGCUGUCCAUAUCUGACAUCGAUCCAAAAGUAAGGCCUCCUACACAGGCAGUGUGGCGAGGAAAUGACAUUACUAGCCCUUACUGA
Trichoderma aggressivum f. europaeum is the source of this 1161-nucleotide messenger RNA. RefSeq lists its product as uncharacterized. Gene Ontology annotation, biological process: proteolysis. The transcript has 2 exons. Gene Ontology annotation, molecular function: metallopeptidase activity; zinc ion binding. NCBI's taxonomy places the organism in Eukaryota, Fungi, Ascomycota, Sordariomycetes, Hypocreales, Hypocreaceae. The record is from RefSeq and is a predicted model, not a curated record. The coding region runs from base 1 to 1161 and encodes 386 amino acids.